AGCGACAGCAUUUGGCACUUGUUUUUCCACUUUGCUCGUCGCCGCCGCUGCUUACAGCUCGUAAACAUAUUUUAUUUCCGUAUCAUCAAAUCAAAAAGAACAAAAAAAAAAUAAUAAUUUUUAGCAAAUUUUAAGCAAAAAAUAAUAUUUUAACUAAAUUAUGGCAACAUUACCGCCACGAAAGAAUCCAACACCAACGAGAAUCUCGAAGCAGCAUCUAACUCCGUUGCAGACGCUGCUACAGAUGGGUUUUCAAAAGCAUAGGGCAGAAAAGGCUUUAGCUUCGACCGGCAAUCGAGGAGUACAAAUUGCUUCCGAUUGGUUGUUGGCUCACGUAAAUGAUCCAUCGCUAGACGAAUGUAUUCCGCGUGAAUACAUUUUAUAUGCGUGUCCAACUGGUCCUUUUCUGCACCAAUUGGAAGAAUUCUGGAAUAAAUCACGAUUAUUGUGUGGCUGGAAUGGAGCACACAAUUAUGUUCCACACAUUACAUUGGUUUCGUUUUUCAAGGCUCCUGACGAAUGCGCUUUACAACUAUCUAAAGCCUUGAAACAAAUCGUUGAUAUGGCUGGUGCCUUAUUAGAUCGACCAAUUAAGCUAGAAUUGUAUAUGAGUCCAAAUUUUAUGGGAUUUUUUGUUGCCGAAGAUGAUGCCAACUAUUUGAAACGAUUGGCUUUACAAUAUGUGAAGGAAUCAUCUAAUUCAAUAAUAAGUGAUACUUAUGAGCAACUUGAUGCAAUUGUGGCUUGCUUUCCAUGGUGUGGGGCCGUAUCUUCUGGUAAUCGAUGCAUACCGCGCAGCAGUCGAUCAAUAUCAUUGGAGCCGCACGUUAAAUCACUUCAUUUGACCUUAGCGUAUCAGUUCCCGCAGAGCCAAUUUAAUGCACUGAAAACAUUAGUGGAAUCAUUAGAUCCAUCUUGUGCAUCCAGUUGGGAACUUCGAUUAUAUUCGCGCGAUCCAAGGCUAGCGACGAAACAAGUACACAAAGUUCUAUAUCCACAUAGUCCACAUGAAAUCGAUGAACUCGAAUUGCGAAUAGGUGAUUUUAUUUACUUGAAUAGUGAUUCUGUGGAUAAUUCGUGUGAUGGAUGGGUUGAGGGUAUUUCAUGGUUAACUGGUAUGACUGGAUAUUUACCUGUAAAUUACACUGAACGCACAGCAGAAUCAGAUGCAUGGACUAUGCAUAGAGUUGUUCAAUUAUCAAAAUCUAUAACACCAUCAUUGACAUCAGUUGAAGAAAUUGAUAUUGUAGACGGAAGAAGUUUAUCGACCGAGGACGAACGAAGGGAUUUACAUCCAGGUCAUUUACACCAAGAUUUAAUUGAAGGCUCCUCUUUCACUGAAGAAUCCGACCUUAGCGCUGAAAGAUUUUUACGAAAGACCUUAAUUAACCGUUGUGUUGAAAUUCCAUCAGUUUUACAAGCAAUACAUCCACCACCAGAAAUAGACAACGACGCUGACAUAGACAGCUCAAGUAUGCAGUCGGAAAAGAAAGACUCCAGCACAUCGAAAGCGACAAAAAAUCGCAAAAUCUAUGUAAUGCGUCAUGGUGAAAGGGUCGACUUUACAUUUGGCACUUGGAUUCCUUAUUGCUUUGAUGAGUUUAAUAAUUAUGUGAGAAAGGAUCUAAAUAUGCCUAAAUCGUUACCUAAAAGAAAAAAUUGUCCAGAGGGUUGGCAAAAUGAUUCGCCUUUAACGAAUAUUGGACUUUUCCAAGCUAAAUUAGUUGGUGAGGCAAUGUAUGAGGCUGGCAUUCAAGUGGAUCAUGUUUAUUGCUCACCAGCUUAUCGUUGUGUACAAACAUGUACAAGUGCUCUAGAAGGUCUUAAACUUAAUGGAAAACACAAGCUACGUGUGGAAGCUGGACUUUUUGAAUGGAUGGCUUGGUAUCCCGACGGAGUGCCAGAUUGGUGUACUCUGGACGAAUUAAUUGAAGCGCGUUAUCACAUUGAUAAAGAAUAUGAACCAAUAUUAAAUGGGACCAAUCUAAAUGACGUCAUCAAAGAGACAUCUGAAGAAUUUUACAAUCGCAAUCAUGAAUGUUUACUAAAAAUCCUUGAAUCAACAACUGGCAAUAUAUUGAUUGUAGCACAUGCAACGACUCUAGACACCUGCUCACGUCAGUUAAUUGGAGAAAAUCCACGUUCCACAAAUGAAUUGCGGCAGGUUAUUCACAAAAUUCCAUACUGCAGUCUGGCAACUGUGGAGCAAAUAAAUGGCGAAUGGAAAUUGGUUGAACCAGAAUUUUUGCCUGUGACGCAUUCAAAGAAUCCACGUUUCGAAUGGAAUGCAUUGACUGCCACAUAGUGUUCGUGCUUUGAAGAUCUUCUAAAACCAGUAGUGCAGUAGAUGUGUAGAGUUGUUUUUUUUUAUACAUAGACAAAAAAUAAAAUAAAAUCACAUACAAAACAAGUAGAAAAAAAUACAUAAUUAAAUUAAUUAAUUAAUUAUUAUUACUAUCGUAUUGUAUACUCAUCACUCAAUUCUGUACUACCUUGGAUAAAAGAAAAAAAAAUAUAUUGUUAAAUUAUUAUUACUAUUAUUAUUAUUAUUGAACUUAAUUAUUAUUAAUUAAUAUUAUCAUUACUCACAAAAACAUAAACAAAGAUAUUAAACAAUUUUUACAAAAAACAAUCCCUAUACAAA
Episyrphus balteatus (marmalade hoverfly) is the source of this 2644-nucleotide messenger RNA. It is a transcript of the gene Epp, whose product is annotated as ecdysteroid-phosphate phosphatase. Gene Ontology annotation, molecular function: protein binding. The transcript has 10 exons. Lineage: Eukaryota; Metazoa; Arthropoda; Insecta; Diptera; Syrphidae. The coding region runs from base 161 to 2305 and encodes 714 amino acids. The record is from RefSeq and is a predicted model, not a curated record.